UAGCAGACAUAGUUGGAGGGUUCGGGUAAAAAUGGCCGAAUAUUUAGCUUCGAUAUUCGGGACUGAGAAGGACAAGGUUAACUGCUCUUUUUACUUUAAGAUCGGGGCCUGCCGGCAUGGGGACCGGUGCUCCCGGCUUCACAACAAACCGACUUUCAGCCAGGUUCCUCCCCCAACCUUCAGGCCCUUCUCCCAGGAACUUGGCCACGCCCCCACCAUAGUACUGCUCAACCUGUACCGGAAUCCACAGAACACCGCCCAAACCGCAGACGGAUCGCACUGUCACGUGAGCGACGUGGAGGUGCAAGAACACUAUGAUAACUUCUUCGAGGAAGUGUUCACAGAACUGCAGGAGAAGUACGGGGAGAUUGAAGAGAUGAAUGUGUGCGACAACCUGGGGGAUCACCUCGUGGGCAAUGUUUAUGUCAAGUUUCGGCGCGAGGAGGAUGCAGAGCGGGCAGUGGCUGAACUCAAUAACCGCUGGUUCAACGGGCAGGCUGUGCAUGCCGAGCUGUCUCCCGUCACUGACUUCCGGGAGUCGUGCUGUCGGCAGUAUGAGAUGGGGGAAUGUACCCGGGGUGGUUUCUGCAACUUCAUGCACCUGCGACCUAUCUCCCGCAACCUCCGGCGGCAGCUCUAUGGGCGGGGACCCAGGCGCAGGUCACCCCCAAGGUCCCAUACUGGCCACCGUCCCCGAGAAAGAAAUCGACGACGGUCCCCAGACCACCGGCAUGGCCGUUUCUGAGAUGCUGACCUCCUUGCCCUCCACCCCUGGCAGGCACAUAUGUUCCUGGCCAGGACCCCUCCUCAAAGCUCCCUUAACUCCCUAGUGCCAUCUUUUCCAGGCUCCGGGUCUCCAUGAUGUAAUACCUUCCACACAGGGACCUUCUAUCGCCCCGCCCCUAAUAAAGUUCUAUAUUGAGGGUUUA
Messenger RNA from Balaenoptera ricei (Rice's whale), 929 nucleotides. It is a transcript of the gene U2AF1L4, whose product is annotated as U2 small nuclear RNA auxiliary factor 1 like 4. The transcript has 9 exons. The record is from RefSeq and is a predicted model, not a curated record. Gene Ontology annotation, biological process: mRNA splicing, via spliceosome. NCBI's taxonomy places the organism in Eukaryota, Metazoa, Chordata, Mammalia, Artiodactyla, Balaenopteridae. Bases 32 to 745 code for a protein of 237 amino acids. Gene Ontology annotation, molecular function: pre-mRNA 3'-splice site binding; metal ion binding. Gene Ontology annotation, cellular component: spliceosomal complex; U2AF complex.